AAAAAUUAGAUCACAAAUUCACAAGUCUGUGCCAAAACCUCGCGCUGGCUAAACCCUAGCGUAUCUGUAUCUUUUCUGCAUAAGUCGUCUUCUUCUUCCUCCGCCAUUCCCCCUUCCCGAGUUGAGCUGCGUCGACUCACCAAACUCGGAAAAUGGCGGACACGGUGCAGUACCGCCUGGAGCGCAUGGUCGAGGAGCUCGAUGACCUAGAGCGUCGAGGACUGUUCACCCGCCGGGAGAUAGCCGAGAUUGUUAAGCAGAGGCGGAAGUUCGAGUACAGAUUGAAGCGCCCCAGUCCUCUAAAGCAGGACUAUUUGACCUACAUAGAUUACGAGACCCAGCUCGACACGCUUCGCCGCCUUCGCAAGAGAUCCGUGGCCCGGGAUCUCGAUAAGAAGAAGGAUAACAAGAGGACGAAGCUCUCGGUCUCUGACUUCGCCGGAGUGUCGAGGAUUGUCGAGAUUUAUCGGCUCGCCGUGUUGAGAUACAAGGGGGAUGUCGACCUCUGGCUUCGUUAUUUGGAGUUCUGUAGGGAGCGGAGCAAUGGAAGAAUGAAGAAGGUCCUAGCUCAACUAAUUAGGUUUCAUCCAAAGGUUCCAGGAGUUUGGAUUUACGCCGCAGCAUGGGAAUUUGACCAUAAUUUGAAUGUUGCAGCAGCUCGUGCCCUUAUGCAAAGUGGUUUGAGGGUGUGCCCGACUUCAGACGAUCUCUGGGUAGAGUACCUCCGGAUGGAGCUCACAUACCUCAACAAGCUGAAAGCAAGAAAGGUUGCUCUUGGAGAGGGCAGGGGAAGUCUGGUUCGUGAAGAUGGAGAUGCUGGUGAAAAAGAGUGGAGAGAGGAUAACCAAGAUUUAUUCUUGUCACUUGAUGAGGAAAGGAAAAAUGUUGAUGGAUCAAACACUGACAAUGAGGAGUCCGAGGAUAAAGUAGAUAUAUUUAAAGAGCAAGGUCAGAACAUUCUCCAGGCAGUUUAUAGUGGUGCAGUGGAAGCCUUGCCUUCAAGUUUUAGCCUUAGAGAGCGGUUACUCGAGAUAUUGGAAGCCACAGACUUGGCACAUUCAGAAGACAUGCGUGAAAGGAUCCUAAGUGAUAUGAAAAGAGACUUUUCAAAGGAUCCCAAAUACUGGGAAUGGCUUGCUAGACGUGAACUGAGACAUUCUCAAAGUAACCAGGGAAUAAGUGAUGAUCUCAUGCUGGAACAAUUACAGAAGGCAGUGAAGGUCUAUGAAGAGGCUUUAGAAGUUGUGCCUUCUUCUGUUAUGUUUGACCUGUACACAAAAUUUUUGAUGGAUGUUGUCGUCCCCAAAGAUGGAAACACCCAGUUGUGUAUUUGUACAGAAGAUUGGAUUUCACGUCUUUUAACGGCAUAUGAGAAGGCCGAGCUAGUAGGGUGCAUGUCAGAGGAUCUAGCUUGCAGAUAUGCUUCAUUGUAUUUGCAAUUGGGAAGAUUUGAUGAAGCCCGAAAAUUGGCAAGAGACCUUUGCAGUGGAGAUCUUGCAAAUUCAUCUAAGUUAUGGCUCUUAAGGGCCUCCAUGGAAAUUAGACAUUGCACAAGGGAUGCUCUUUCGCAAAGUAAGGCCAGCUUGGAUUCCAUUUUUGGUUUAAUUAGAGACGCGCUGGCUAAAGUGCCACUAUCAAAGUCGGAGGAACUUUGGCUCAUGGCACUCAAGUUCUUUGCUCUUGAAAGGGAUUACUCUGAUAAGUUGGUUGAGAUGUCUAUUACUGCUGUAGCUAAAAGUGCCGGCAGUGAUUAUGGAUUCUCACUCUCUUCUGCAGUAGUAAACUUUAUCCUUCACAAAGAUGGGCUCCAGGAUGCUAGAAAGAUAUAUGGGAGAUUUCUUGCCCUUCCUCAUCCAGACCUUUCUUUGUACAGAAAGUGCAUUGAAUUGGAACAGAACCUCGCCUCUCUUGGUGACAAGCAAUGCCUUGUAAAUGCUCGGAAGUUGUACGAUUCUGCACUCUCAACUUACGACCAGGACUUGAGUUUGUGGCAAGAUUACUAUUCGAUGGAAAUUAAGAUGGGAACGUCAGGGACUGCAAAUGCUGUACAUUGGCGAGCAAGGAAGACGCUGAAAAACAAUGCUGCAGCUUUGAUAGCUUCUCCAGAUCCAUUGUCGAUGGAUGAGUAUAGUUCCAGAACAGGCCCAAUCUCUUACAAUGGCGACUCAUCGAAGCUGCGGCGAGCUCGGUUUCCAGCUCGACAGCAGUGUCACUGUGAGAAGCCAGAGGAAGUUUUGCGGCGAGGGCAGGGGUUUAGGGUUUUUGAAGGGCUCACUGGUCGGCAAGGACAGGGGACGAAAGAAGCAGACGUGAGUUUGGUUGGGAAGUCCGAGGAGAUGAAGUCGGUGGUAGGAGUCGUCGUUUCUAACAAGAUGCAGAAAUCGGUGGUGGUCGCCGUCGACAGGCUCUUCCACAACAAGGUCUACAAUCGCUACGUCAAGCGCACCUCCAAGUUCAUGGCCCACGACGAGAAAGACGCCUGCAACAUUGGAGAUCGGGUGAAAUUGGAUCCUUCGAGGCCAUUGAGCAAGCAUAAGCGUUGGGUUGUUGCGGACAUUCUGAAGAAAGCACGGAUAUACGUUCCUCCUUCUGCGGCUAAUCAGACUGCAUCAACUGCUUCGUCUGAACUUGCAGCGUCUUCAACCUCUUAAGGCCAUAUGUAUUGUCCAAGACAUCAAGAAGGCUUCAGAGAAAAGCAUCUAGGUGACACAAUCUCAGAUUUGCUCAUGGUGAAGAUUUUCUUACGGCUGAGGAUCGUUGUCUGGAUUUUGAACUGAUUAGCAUUUAUGAGGUCUUGUUGUUUCUUGAACUCGAGGAAAAGAGGGAUUCGGGCUUUAGUUUACAGCCCUUUUUGUGUGAUAUGCUGACUAGAUUUCCAAAUAAAUCUGUUUUUCUUUUUCUAGUCAACUUCCUGGUGGCCAAUCUUAUUGCAUUUCUGUCUGCAAGUGAUCUUCAUUCCGCAAAACAGACAAGUUAUUUUCAAUGCUUUCUUAUUAAAGAAGUUAACUUUUCGGUUUCGCAUUGCAUAUAUCAGUGCAUUUGAUAACAUAUGUUGACUACGUUGUACCUCGGCUUCCACGUGCAGCAUGUAUCAGUGCAUGCUGUGUCGUGUUAUCUCCACCUGUGUUGUGCAUGAGCUCCAUUGCUUACCUGGUGACAGCCAAUCCUCUUGAUUAAAGUUUUUUACCUUCCCCUUUAGCUCUAUAAAUCUAGGACUACACUUUUUCUUAUUCGCAUUCUACCUAUGGAUCAAUCUGGCCCCUCCAGUCCAUCUGCUCCUAAGAAAACUAUUCGAAGGAGGAAAAGGGUGGUAGAUUACAUUGGUGUUCGUACGAGGGCGUUGGGUAAGUUUGCUGCUGAAAUUUCUGUUCCAAGAAUGGGGAAAAGGUUGUGGUUGGGAUCAUAUGAUGCAGCAGACAAGGCAGCUAGAGCAUAUGAUGCUGCCCUGUAUUGUGUCCGUGGUGAGUGUGGGAAAUUCAAUUUUCCAGGUGAUAGACGGCCAGAACUCCCUAAGGCCCCCAUGGAUUCACUGUCAGAAGCAGAGAUAAAGGCCAUUGCUAAUAAAUUUGCUUUCUCGCGAGGCACUUCAGGCUUAACCUUGGUGUCUUCUUCUUCUUCUUCUUCAGUUAGAACACCGGUGCAUGCUGAUAAAUCAGAUUCUGAUUUACCAGUUUCUAGUGCAGCUGCUAAGAAGAGGGCAUCCGAAGAGAAGGGGGCAGAAGCAGCGUCAGAAGACUCACUUGAUGAUCUUGAAAUGGAUGAUUUUCUGACGCUGGACCUUGAAUGGGUAGAUACCCUUUAAGGUGAUCCAAUGUUUUCAACAUGGUAUCAAGGGAACCAAAGCAUAAACAACCUUUUUAGCUUUCUUCUAUUUCCCAUGUAACUUUCAGUUAUGAUUGUGGUUCUUGGAUUAUGUGGAAUUGUGAGAAGCUUGGUUUUGAAGUUCUUAAUAAUGUUAUUUGCUUAUUGUGGGUAUUGGAACCAAGCCUGCAACUUGACCAGCAAUAGCAGUAGAAUUAUGAGUUUGUGUGCAGAGUGUGCUUGCCCUCUGGCGAGAUUCCUUUGGCAGCUAGGAUUGCUACUGCUUAAGUGAAGUUUAUCUUGAUCUUAUUUUCGAUUCAGUGAGUUCUGCAUUUGGG
Molecule: messenger RNA, 4139 nt
Organism: Linum tenue
Lineage: Eukaryota; Viridiplantae; Streptophyta; Magnoliopsida; Malpighiales; Linaceae
Source: the annotation of a GenBank genome assembly